AUGUCAGAUGUUCUUUCUCCUUCUAAACGGCCAAAAUUACAUAAACUCUGUGUUGUGGGGCCCUAUUAUGGUCACAGCGACAUAAUAGAUGUAUUAAAGGAUAAAUAUAGCUGUGAAGUUUUCUUAAGUCCUGAUGGUCUCGAUUAUAUUCAUGAUCAUGAAAUGGUUUUCUUUUGUAGUAAUUUUGAAAGUCAGGAGUUUCAAAACCUCCAAAAACAGACAUCUUCAGAAAACGGGUCUAAUGGAGGUGUGAAGAUAUUGGGACCGGCUAUUGUCAGAGCUAGAAUAGCUCGAGAGCAGGAGAUUCGAGUUCCCAGAAGUAAUAGACCUUUGUACUGUGAGAACAUGAAGGAUGCCGUCAUAUUGCUAGGUUCAGAUGUCGUAGACAAAAGACUGUUUGUUAAUAUGCUUCAUUACAUGGGCGCAAAAGUUAGGAAUGAUGCUAGUAAUAAAAUCAAUAUCAUGUUGACUCAGCGUGCAGUUGGUCCUCUAAUUAAGCUCUCGGCAAACAUUAAUGCUCAUGUUUUGCUACCUGAUUAUGUUCACCAUUGUUGGGCUAAUAGAGACAAUGCUAACUUUCUGGCAAUGGAUCCGAAAACUUUGGCCAAAUUUGCUAUAGGAACUUUUGAAGGAUUAAAUAUUGCAUUUCUGGGAUUCAAUCCCGAACAGUAUGAAGAUAUGAAAGAAAAAGUAGUAUCCAACAAGGGUAAGGUUGUUACUUCUACGGCAGAUGCUUCUCAUGUUGUGUGUAAUCCAACAAACAAGGCUGAGUGGGAUAAUAUUGUCCCGUACACGCGACAGUGGCUAGUUACAGAUGAGUGGAUAUGGAUGUCAGUCCAUGCGGGAAGAUGUCUUGGAGAGGAAUCUUAUGUUGUUACUGUUUCUAAUAAGUCCGAUAAGCUGAGAAAAUCAAUUGGGAGUCCUAUGCGACCUGGCGUUCAGUCCUCUGAUAGUAGAACUUCCUUGCUAGACUUCGACCAUAGUACUCAUUCCGUACUGAAUGCUUCCGCCGAAAACGUGGAGAGCAUCAAGUCCCCAGCAGUCGAUAAAAGACGAAUGGUAGUACAUGAAAUGUUAGAGACUGAGCAAAGUUACUUGAAUGCGUUAAUGGUUAUGUUGAAAUUUCGUGAUGUGAUUGACAGUGAAAAGUCAGUAGAUGAUCAACCACUACUUUGUAAAAAUGAUUCGCAGUUAAUAUUCGGAAGGUUAGGACCAAUCGUAGAAGUUCAUCAGGACAUAUGCAACCGAAUAAAAACUCUGCUGGAAAACUGGAAGCCUAAUAAUGAUGUUGCUCGAAUUUGGAUAGAUAUGUCGUCACAAUUACAACAAGCCUAUGUUCCAUAUCUGAAUAACUAUGAUAUAGCCAAAUCUGGGUUGGAGAAAGCACUUCAGAACCAACGUUUUUACUGUUUUGUUAAAGCUAAAGAAUGUAGUCCGGACUUUAAAAGGAAUCAACUGAAAGAACUGAUGAUACGACCUGUGCAGCGAUUGCCUUCUGUUAUUUUAUUACUCAAAGAACUACAAAAAAGAACUGAAAAGACAGACAGAUUGCAUAAAAGGUUGGACGAAUCCAUCCAUGUUGUUGGGAAUGUGUUGAGCAAAGCGAACACAAUGAGAGCUGUUGCUGACGAGCAAAUGGCUUUAUAUCACAAGUUUACUGAUGUGGAAGAUUUACCGUCUCACUUGAUGUGCAAUAGAAGGACAUUCGUUUGUGAGGUCGAUGGGGUAAUCAUCGGAGGAACGGAAAAAUGGCAGAAGCUUGAGAAUAAACUUGUACGAUUGAUGCUGUUCAAUGAUGUCAUUAUUGUUGUUAAAAUCCGGAGUGUUGAUAUGACUGUCGGCAUAUCUACACCUAAUAGUAACAGUACACUCCACCGUAUGACUAGACAAACGUCUUUAUCAACCUUGUUCAGACAGCCGACGAAACCUUAUAAGUAUUUGUUAUCUGUCCCAACUAACUACAUUCGUUUUAUACGCGAAGUUCAUCACCAAUCCUCCCAAGGGCAUUGUGAAGAGUUCAGUGUUUUAGGUGAUCCUCCUCUAUAUGCUUUCAACAUAAGAGAAGCGAAGGGCGAUGAUGUUUUCCUUUUACAACCUAAAGAAAAUGAUCCUAUGAAAAAACUACUCGCUCAUGUUUCCGCUCAGUUAGCUAUGGAUCUCAAUAGAGAUAUUCGUGGCGUACCACUCGAUGUAGACCAAUUAACGGAAACCUAUGUUGAGUUACACGAAUGCUUAACGAAGUUUGUAAGAAAGCGUGCUUCUGGCAAUACAUUCCUGAAUACAACUAUCAAUAACGGGACCAUAAAUCGUCCAUCAGGAUUCAGAAGAGCUAUCAGUAAUGCUGGUCUAACCGUAGCCAAUCGUCUAAGCAAAAUGACAGCGAGUCGUGUAAAUUUGAGAAAUAUUAAUGAGAACACGGAGUUUUCACCAGAAAUAACAAGUUCUCCACAAGGAAAUACGUUGAUGAAGUACGAUACUGAGUUGGGCACACCUAGACGAGGAAUAAGAAAUCGACUAACGUCCACUCUUUUCCGUAGGGAUAGUAUAAGACAACCGUCAUAUGACAAAGAAAAUAAGGAAAACACUCGUGUAACAAAUCUUUAG
Messenger RNA from Auanema sp. JU1783, 2604 nucleotides. NCBI's taxonomy places the organism in Eukaryota, Metazoa, Nematoda, Chromadorea, Rhabditida, Rhabditidae. The record is from the annotation of a GenBank genome assembly.